CUAAGUUGUUGUUUUAUACGCUCAAGUUGAAGCUGAAUUUCGAUAGCAAGUCCGCCAAAACUCUACUACCUAUAAUACAAUGCCUCUUCAGCUCGGGGACAUGACAUUUAAAGAUGGCGCAGCCUACGCCCACACGUACAUCACCUCCUUCCAGAGCAACGCCUACUCCAGAGCUUCCUUCGCAGACCAGACUUUUGAUCAGCGAGUAGCGGGCGUUAUCCGUCGUUGGCCGAAAAACUAUGGGCAAGCGCUUGUUGCUUAUAAAAAGGUUGUCGACGCGGACACAGGAGAGUUGGUUGGCUGGGUUAAGAUAGGAUUUGAGAAUACUGACAUUGACCCGAAGUUGUUUGCUCCUACAGACAUACCGGAGGACAUUGUACCCGAAUUUGUCACCCAAUCAACAUCAGCUCCCAAGGAUCAAUAUACUGCCACUCCCAGGUCUGAUUUCAUAAAAAGAGCCGAGGCAGCGCGGUCGCGAGAUUUGGGCAGUCGACCUGCCAUUGUUGUAUACUUGUGUGGAACACACCCCAAGGCGCAGCGACGUGGUGCCGGGAGCUUGCUGAUGGCCUGGGUAACCGAGCUGGCGGAUCGACAAGGCCUCGCCUGCUGGGUGACUAGUUCCGAGAUGGCUGUGCCCUUGUACGAGAAGUUUGGUUUCGUUGUGGCGGAGAAGAUCCGUGCCGCUGCCUGGGGACAAUGUUGAUGGAGAAACUUAUACACACACGUGCAUGAUUCGAGAGCCAAAGAAAUUGGAAGUGGUUCUUUGAGCCUUCUUUUUGGCGUGUCCACCAUAUAUAUAUAUAUACCAUUUGUUUCUG
This is a messenger RNA of Trichoderma atroviride IMI 206040, 818 nucleotides long. RefSeq lists its product as uncharacterized. The record is from RefSeq and is a predicted model, not a curated record. NCBI's taxonomy places the organism in Eukaryota, Fungi, Ascomycota, Sordariomycetes, Hypocreales, Hypocreaceae. Gene Ontology annotation, molecular function: acyltransferase activity, transferring groups other than amino-acyl groups.